Messenger RNA from Thrips palmi, 477 nucleotides. Its product is annotated as forkhead box protein K1-like. The record is from RefSeq and is a predicted model, not a curated record. The transcript has 2 exons. Lineage: Eukaryota; Metazoa; Arthropoda; Insecta; Thysanoptera; Thripidae. The coding region runs from base 1 to 477 and encodes 158 amino acids.
AUGGGCGCGGCGACGGCCGUCUUGGUGGCGGUCAUCGUGUCGACGGCGAGCCUCGCAGACGCCUGGAAGUGGCGCAAGUGGAACCUGUUCGACGACAACGACGGCGACAGCGUGGUGACGGUGGCCGCGGACGGCAGGGCAGUCUACCCCGUCUACAGGACGUACAGCGGGUAUCGGACUGUGCUGCUGCGGCUGCCGCUACCCGCCUUGCCGGAUUUCGGACCGUCAGUGGUGACUCGAGUUCGCCACGUGUACGGCGUGCCGCCCCCGCUGCCGCCCCCGCCGCCGCCUCCGCCACCACCGCCGCCGCCCCCGGCCACUAGAUACGGCGCCCCCGCCCCCGCACCGAGCAACGCCGCCGCCACCGCCGCGGCCGUGGCGGCUGCCGUGGCCAGGACCGUCCUGGAGGUACCCGCUUCUUUUCGUCUUCUCAAUCUCAAUGUCGCUCCUAAAGCCCCGCAGUCGCUGACGCGCUGA